Messenger RNA from Linum trigynum, 685 nucleotides. The record is from the annotation of a GenBank genome assembly. Lineage: Eukaryota; Viridiplantae; Streptophyta; Magnoliopsida; Malpighiales; Linaceae.
CAAGACAACCACCUUCUAAACAAUCUUCCUCCGCCCCUCCCCAGACUUCUAGCCUGUUGCCGACGACGUCUUUGUUGUUGACGGACCUCCCCGUAGAUUCGCCGCCUGCCCCCAAUCCCUCAAUUGCGCCAUUCUCAUCGCCGCUCCUGACCUAGUCGUUGUUGUCGCCCCGACUCCACCCAUGAAACAGGACGAUGAGGAGCUCGUCCAGUCCCAAUCACUCGAUUGCCACCAUUCCCAAGCUCGUCCAGUCCCAAUCCCUAGAUCGUCCUGAUCUAGCCGGCAAAGAAACCCCUUGUUGGUCCCGAUUAAGAACCCUAAUUCCUAGAAUUGAGCAGCGAAGCAAGCAAAAAAGUACCAAUGAACAGGGGAAGCAGGUAGCAUGUUAACGGAAGGGAUCAAAACUUCGAUCGAUUGGAAGAAAGAGGUUGAGAUGGGUCAAUUGUGGUGGCGGCGGGUUCUUCCAUUGGAAAAGCGCAUCCGUCGUUCUUCUUCAAUCGCACAGAAAAUGGGCGCAAAGGUGAAGAAAGCUCUGAAAACUAAACUGAAGAAGGUAGCGGCUGCAUCCCAUGCCGCUGAGAAGAAAGAAGCAGCAGCUGCUGAUUACUUGGUAGGGUUCUUGUCUUGAGAUUUGCAUGGGUCGGCGACGAGACAGAGGAGGUGGGAAGAAAGUCGGGAAGGUGAG